Messenger RNA from Aspergillus udagawae, 1002 nucleotides. RefSeq lists its product as uncharacterized. The record is from RefSeq and is a predicted model, not a curated record. The transcript has 5 exons. Bases 1 to 1002 code for a protein of 333 amino acids. Lineage: Eukaryota; Fungi; Ascomycota; Eurotiomycetes; Eurotiales; Aspergillaceae.
AUGGAUGAUAAAGAAGACAUAAGCAGUCUUGUUUCUGAUCUUUCAGAUCUUGAAGUUGCACUUCUACUAUCUCUUGCUGUUCAUGAACAUUGUCUCAUUGAGACGACCAACGACUGCAUCCAUGACGUUGCGAAAGAACUGGCGCUGUUGUCAAUCCAUCUCAAUACCACGGAGCCAAGGGAUCGUACGAGGUCGCCUGGUUUCCGCAACCUCUUCGGGGACAAGAAAGUCGUCGACAUCGUCAUCGCCAAGAACUUCAAUUAUGUUGACGAGGAUAUACAACUUCAUGCUCUGGAGGUAGGAUUUCUUGACCAUCACGACGAUGCUUUGCUUAAACAUCGCCAGUUGAUGCGCUCCAAACGGUUGAACACAAAUCAUGGCCCAAUUGAAGCUCCGCCUGACUUCCUCUUCGUCCCUCUUGUAGUGCGCAGCUCGGACCAGCUUCACCCUCGGUUGAAUCAUCAUCUGAAUGACCAUCUUAUCCUCUCUCACUAUCAUGACCCUACGGACGGCUAUGUUCACCUAGAAGAAAAUACCGACUGGCUCUCAGAUGGACAGUUGUCAACCUCGUCUGUGGUCCGUAAAUCGGAUGCUCAGCUAAAGAAUCAGAAUCCAGCAGUUGACCAGAACUUACUUGACAAAAUAGAACACCUAAGCGCAUCGGUCUCAGUGGGUGCAGACAUAAUACGGUAUCAGCAAGAUAUUGUUGUAUUCUUGCGACUAAGCCGCGCUGUUGCUGGGGGCAUCACAGCACGAUCAAACAUGCAGUUUACGAAACUCUCGAAACUACUCGCAACAUUACACGGAAUUGACUAUUUGACACCCUCGAUUGUGGCUUUGGCGGCAAGAAAAGCCUUCCGCCAUCGGAUCGUCUUAGCAAAACCUGAAGAUGAUAGAAGUUUGCAAUACGGGAGCGACAUACAGGCCUUGACUAAAGUCCUUGCUCAAGCCAGUCCGGAUUCCAUACUGGACGGUGUUCUUGCACUGGAGCCUCCAUUAUGA